AUGCGAGUUGAAAGUGAGACCUGCGCGGCGUGCUUCGAAGCUUCGACCAGCGACGCGUUUUUUACUUGCCUUGACAACCUCCCCAUCUUUACAACAGACGACGGUUGCGACAGCAACGAGGACUUCGCCUGCUGCUUCAACGAGGCGUCAGGCCUCGACUGCAUCAACGACCCCACCACAUUUGCAUUGAUUGAGUGCUUGUACGACGACGCCAACCACUGCGAGGAGAACUGGACCUGCAGCGGCUUGAGCCGUGGCGGCGCUCCUUCCACAACCUCGGCCUCCGGUUCUACCCCGACGCCAUCUCUUCCUGCAACGACUUCCGCUACUGGCGGCGGGGCUGAGACUGCGGCGCCAGCCGCACCGGCUGAUUCUACGACUUCUGCCGGCGUAGAUGACACCAUGGCGCCCUUCGCCACCGACGGCGGCAUGUAUAACUGA
Molecule: messenger RNA, 441 nt
Organism: Ectocarpus sp. CCAP 1310/34
Lineage: Eukaryota; Phaeophyceae; Ectocarpales; Ectocarpaceae
Source: the annotation of a GenBank genome assembly